Messenger RNA from Recurvomyces mirabilis, 1899 nucleotides. RefSeq lists its product as uncharacterized. The record is from RefSeq and is a predicted model, not a curated record. NCBI's taxonomy places the organism in Eukaryota, Fungi, Ascomycota, Dothideomycetes, Mycosphaerellales, Teratosphaeriaceae. Bases 1 to 1899 code for a protein of 632 amino acids. Gene Ontology annotation, molecular function: deoxyribodipyrimidine photo-lyase activity; damaged DNA binding; FAD binding. Gene Ontology annotation, biological process: photoreactive repair. The transcript has a single exon.
AUGUCACGAACGUCACGAGUAUUGAUCUACUUGAUCCGACGAGACUUACGACUCGCCGAUAACCCAAUCUUCCAUGAACUAGCACGUCUACAUGGCCAGUCGCAGCAGCCAUUCACUCACGUCCUGCCAGUCUUUGUCUUCCCGGCUAGCCAGAUCGAAACGUCUGGCUUUCUGGCUUCGGAAGGGGAGAAGUCGCCGUACAAAGAGGCCAGAAGCAAAGUAGCAGGAUUUUGGCGUACUGGAAGGCUUCGCGCCAAGUUCGUUGCAGAAAGUGUAUGGGAUCUGAAACAGGAUCUAAAGCAGAUUGGUAGUGGUUUGGAGAUCCGCGUUGGAUCCGUACGAGAUGCAAUACAGUCGAUUGUGGAAGGGUACAAAGCUCGUGAGGAUACAGAAGUCCACGGAUUAUGGAUGACGAAGGAGGAUGCAUGGGAAGAAAGUAAAGAGGAGGACGAAGUGCGGGAUUUGACCAAGAAGGAAAAUAUCGACUUCAAACUCUGGCAUGAUGAGAAGUACUUUAUCGACGACAGAGAUCUGCCGUUCGACAACGCACGAAAGUUAUCAGAUGUUUUUACCAACUUCCGUAAAACCGUUGAACCUCUGCGACAAGGACCGCGGAAAGAGUUGCCCAAGCCCAAAAGACUGCCGCCUUUGCCAGAAUAUAUACCUCGACAAGCGUUGCCAUUCCAGAUCCCCGAUUCGUUAGAGAAGACCAUCGAUGCGCUCCACAAACCGCUAAGCAAGGAUGCCGAUGUCCCUGGUAUGCACGAGAUGCCUGAAAAGGCACACUCGGCACACCCUUUUAUCGGCGGCUCGAAAGCCGGGCAUGAGCGUAUUCGCCACUUGAUAGAGUCGGGCGCCAUGUCGUCGUACAAAGAUAAACGGAACGGUCUUCUCGGUCUCGACUUCAGCACAAAGCUUGCGGCCUGGCUAGCAUUGGGCUGUGUUAGCGCACGACAAGUUCAUUGGCGCCUCAUUGAUUUCGAAGACGGUUCGACGGCGCUUGGCCGAAGCGCAACGGGUUAUGGUAAAGGCGAGAACAAAGGGACAGCAGCCGUUCGGUUCGAGCUUUUGUGGCGAGAUUACAUGCGCUUGUGUACUCGCAAGUUCGGCACGAGGUUGUUUUAUUUGGCUGGUUACAGGCAUGAUGAUAAUGCCAAGUUCAAGCUCAUCAGCAGUCCGUACACGAAAUCGACGGAGAAGAAAAAUACGAAGGGUGUCAACGACGACGAUACCCGUGCCACGCUUGAGCGUUUCUUGCGUGGUGAGACCGGCACAGGUUUGAUCGAUGCAUCACAGCGCGAGCUCUUCGUGACGGGCUGGACGUCGAAUCGCGCUAGACAGAACGUGGCUUCAUACCUCACCAAGCACCUCGGCAUCGACUGGCGGAUAGGUGCGGAAUGGUACGAGAAUAACCUCGUCGAUUACGAUGUGCAUAGUAACUGGGGCAACUGGCAGUAUGUCGCAGGCGUUGGCAACGACCCGAGAGGCGAUGCGCGAGUCUUCAAUCCAGUCAAGCAGGCUGUGGAUUAUGAUACCAACGGUGAUUACGUCCGUGCGUGGGUACCAGAGCUCAAAGAUGUCGGCAAGAAAGCUGGUAACCUUGAAGGCCUGAUGGGUGUCUUCCAGGCGUGGAGGAUGCCGGAAGAGGAGAAGAAACAGCUUGGUUUGGCAGGCGUUGAGUGGGUUGAGAAGCCCCUUGUUCGCAUCAACUUCUCUGUCAACAGGAGGGGAGACGGCUCGAAACGUGGUCGCGGUGGUGGCGGUGGUGGUGGUGGCUGGCGAGGACGAGGUCGUGGACGCGGUCAAGGAAGAGGCCGGCAAGAUGACGGUCGAGGUGGCGGUGGGAAAGGUCAAGGUGAACGCUAUGCCGCAUCGGAGGGAGGUGUGGCAUUGCCUUGA